UCUGUUGAACCCUAGAAGUAAAUCCAACUGCUUCACGAGCUAUUGUGAACAAUUAAUAAUUACAAUUAUCCUAAACUGUGCUGACAAAAAUUAUAGGUAACCGGUGACAUUGUGAUACUUUACCAUUACUUGGCGUAUUCCGAGUCAACGUAAGCGGAUAGGUAAUUUGAAUAUCGAGUCAAUCGUAUGCCGACUUGGUCUGGAUUACGACGAGUGUACAUUUAGGUAUAUUCUCUGGUAUAAGUAUAACCGGCUCUCAUAGCUGAAUAAAAUUUGAAAAAACGACGUAAUGACGGUUGUGUCGAUGAUCAGACGAUUGUUCGUCCCCAGUCGCAAUGGGAGACGGGCAUUUUCUCGAAUCGCCUUCAUCGGAUUGGGUAAUAUGGGUGGCCACAUGGCGAGAAAUCUCGUAAAAAAGGGAUAUAAGUUGACGGCCUUCGACGUUAACGCGGCGGCUGUUUCCAGCUUGGUAGAAGCUGGAGCGAACGGUGCAAGCAACGCUGCUGAGGCGUCCGAAGAUGCGGACAUGGUGAUUUCAAUGCUUCCCUCAAAUCAGCACGUUCUAGAGUGUUACACGGGAGAGAAUGGCAUUUUGAAUUCGGUUCGAAAUAACGCACUGCUAGUGGACAGCAGUACAGUCGAUCCAGCCAUCUCUGAAGAAGUUGGAAUUAGGGCUAAGAGAUCAGGAGUGCGAUUCGUAGAUGCUCCGGUAUCUGGGGGUGUCAACGCAGCGAGUGCGGGAACCCUGACCUUCAUGGUGGGAGGUUCGAAAUCUGAUUUCGAAGAUGCAAAGCAGGUUCUUACAGCAUUAGGAUCCAGGGUGAUCCAUUGCGGUAACAUUGGUACCGGUCAGGCAACGAAACUCUGCAACAAUAUGCUCUUAGCGAUAUCGAUGAUCGGGACAGCGGAGGCUUUCAAUCUUGGAGAGAGGCUUGGACUGGAGCCGAAGGUAUUAGCUUCGGUGAUAAAUUCAAGCUCCGGUAAAUGCUGGUCUUCCGAAUUGUAUAAUCCGGUUCCCGGGGUCGUUGAAAAUGUUCCCAGCAGUAAUGAGUACAAGGGAGGAUUCGGAACAGCACUGAUGACGAAAGAUCUAGGCCUUGCCCAGUCAGCUGCAACCCGGACGGAAGCUUCGAUCCCCUUGGGAUCCCUUGCUCAUCAGAUUUACCGAGCUACGAUGGGGCACGGAUUUGGAAAGCAGGACUUUAGUGUCGUGUAUCAGUUUCUGAAGGGCAAAUAUUAGAUCAGUUAGAUACGGGAUUAGUUGAUAUUGAAUAAAAAAAAAAAUUCAAGCGAUUCCAGCAUCUGUGAAUUACAUGCGUAUAUCACGAAUUUAAGACGGACAAAAUACAAGAUUAGGAAGGCGUAAAAAUAUUUUGUUUUUUAUUGUAAGUGCAUUUACAUUCAUAAGUCAUCUCAUUUCAAAUUGAUGCAAUCAUUGUAAACAUUUUCAUACAUCGAUUGGUGAUUAUUGACAUGUUUACGGAAAACCGUUUUUAUUUGCAGAACGGAAUUAAUAAUAAUAAUUAUGGUGAUGACGAUGAUGAUGACGAUACACCCACAAGGUGUAACGCACGCUUUAGCGCAGGGCUGUAUCAAUGAAAAUCGUAAUGAAUAAAAACAUCGUCAUUCUGUUUUAAAAGGA
Athalia rosae (coleseed sawfly) is the source of this 1642-nucleotide messenger RNA. Its product is annotated as 3-hydroxyisobutyrate dehydrogenase, mitochondrial. Lineage: Eukaryota; Metazoa; Arthropoda; Insecta; Hymenoptera; Athaliidae. Bases 290 to 1240 code for a protein of 316 amino acids. Gene Ontology annotation, cellular component: mitochondrion. Gene Ontology annotation, biological process: L-valine catabolic process. Gene Ontology annotation, molecular function: NAD binding; NADP binding; 3-hydroxyisobutyrate dehydrogenase activity. The transcript is spliced from 7 exons. The record is from RefSeq and is a predicted model, not a curated record.